ACUUAGAUGUUUCAGACAAUGCGUACAUGCAUGGGCCGCACAAAGGAGUCAUACAAAAAGUCGUGAAGCCCAGAAACAACGAAAAUCAAAAGGACCUCGUGCUAACGGGCAUGGUCAGCCCGUCCGACGUCUUUUGCUCAGUUCCCGGUCGCCUGUCGCUGCUAAGCUCGACGUCCAAGUACAAGGUGACAGUCGGGGAGGUUCAGCGACGAUUGUCACCUCCAGAAUGUCUCAAUGCGUCGCUCCUCGGUGGCGUGCUUAGAAGGUGAGGCGGUGCACAUGGCCAGAGACUUCGGGUACGUCUGCGAGACGGAGUUCCCAUCGCGCCAGGCCGCCGAGUAUCUGAAUAGGCAAAACACUGACCCCGCUGACGUCAUGACGCGCAAAAAUAUGCUAUUGGCCGCAAAGCAAGUAACCAAAGAGUUCCAGGAUUUGCUCAAUCAGGACAGAUCUCCGCUCGGCAAUAGCCGGCCGCAGCCGAUACUCGAGCCGAACAUCCAGCGCAAUCUGACGCACUUCAGUCUGCUCACACACGGCUUCGGUUCUCCGGGCAUCGUCGCCGCACUCACGGCCGUGCUCAACUAUCUGAACGAAUCGAUCAAGUACAUCGACAAGACAUACCCGUCCGUCGGCAACGCGAUGGCGCCCAACGGACAGGCGCUCGACGGCGGCGGAAAGGUGAAGGUCGACCACAAGGACGACAGGAAGUAGACGCGGAAGUCGUCGUUGUCGUCGUCGUCGUCGUCGUCUUCGUCGUCGUCGUCGUCGUUGUCGUCGUCGUCGUC
Molecule: messenger RNA, 785 nt
Organism: Priapulus caudatus
Lineage: Eukaryota; Metazoa; Priapulida; Priapulimorpha; Priapulimorphida; Priapulidae
Product: transcription factor AP-2-alpha-like
Biological process (GO): regulation of transcription by RNA polymerase II; anatomical structure development; regulation of cell population proliferation
Cellular component (GO): nucleus
Molecular function (GO): RNA polymerase II transcription regulatory region sequence-specific DNA binding; DNA-binding transcription factor activity, RNA polymerase II-specific
Source: RefSeq, a predicted model, not a curated record